Molecule: messenger RNA, 3659 nt
Organism: Cheilinus undulatus (humphead wrasse)
Lineage: Eukaryota; Metazoa; Chordata; Actinopteri; Labriformes; Labridae
Gene: rexo4
Product: REX4 homolog, 3'-5' exonuclease
Exons: 8
Coding region: 255-1538 (427 amino acids)
Biological process (GO): rRNA processing; DNA catabolic process
Cellular component (GO): nucleus
Molecular function (GO): 3'-5' exonuclease activity; nucleic acid binding
Source: RefSeq, a predicted model, not a curated record
CUCGGAAAUACACAUUUCAGCAUGCUUUGGGGUAUCUGAGGUACAUCAUGUAGAUUUUUCUCUAACAGUUUUAGUCUUUUUUUUUUGCAAGCCAUCCUCGUUUUUGUGGCGUCAAUAAGGGGGCACUUUUUGUGUUGCGACAGUUUUAACCACUUCGUUUGAAACGUUGGGGUUACGGAGCCGUGGUGAUCCAGCGUGGCUGAAGACGGUCAUUAGACCUGACAAAUUUUAGAGUUUUACCGAAAUAUUCCAUAAUGUCAAAGAUAAAGCCACCGAAAACAGACCCUCCUAUUAAAACGCAUCAGCCAGCAUCUACAGAGAAAAACAACACUGCGAAAAUGAAACGGAAAAAGUGGAUGAGAGAGAAGUUUAAAAAGAAAAAGCCUCCUCCAAAGACCCUAGAAAAAGCUAAACCACAGAAAAUAUCACCGCCAGUAGAUGCUCAGCAGUUCUCAGCAAACUGGAAGGAAUUACAAGAGAUUUUAAAGGCCUCUCAACCAGAGAAGAAGCAGCCUGAGACACAAAAACAGAAUGGCAUGUUGCCACACAAGGAGGCCAAAGACAAUCCCUCUAAAAAUAUGUCCAAGAACAAUGCCCAUCAUAAGAAGACAGACACUGUGAUAACAUUAAAACACAAAACAGCUCCCAACAAUGCUGUCUCAAAGGACUCUGAGGUGACCUCAAAGGUCCCUGCUGUUUCAGAGACGGGUCCUAAAAGGAAAAAGGAGAGUGGGACGUCCUAUGACAAAAAAGCAGCCAAGAAGAAGAAGCAUAUGGUUGAAGAGGCUAAACCUACAGAAGAGGACCUGUGGUUCGACGACGUGGACCCUGAUGACAUUGAGGCGACAGUGGGAGCAGAGGCAGCAGAGAUCAUGAGGAGGAAACAGGGAAUUCAGAAGAGCAAGGACACGGAGAGCGCCCUGGUCAAGGAGAAAGCCUUUGAAGGCCUCACCCGAGCCGUGGCCAUCGAUUGUGAGAUGGUGGGAGUCGGUCCUGAUGGAGAGGACAGCAUCCUUGCUCGUGUUUCCCUCGUGAACCAGUUUGGGAAAUGCAUCUACGACAAAUUUGUGAAACCAACAGAGAAGGUGACGGACUACAGGACAGCUGUUAGUGGCAUCAGACCGGAGGACAUCAGAGAUGGAGAGGAUGUACGGACUGUGCAGAGAGAGGUUGCUGAGAUCCUCCAGGGCAGAAUUGUGGUUGGACAUGCCAUACACAAUGAUCUAAAGAUUUUACUCUUGGAUCAUCCAAAAAAGAAAAUCCGGGACACUCAGAAGUACAAACCUUUCAGGAAAACAGUCAAGAGUGGUCGACCGUCCCUUAAACUCCUCUGUAAAGAAAUACUCAAUGUCAAAGUCCAACAGGGUGAACAUUCAUCCGUCCAGGAUGCUCAGGCCACCAUGAGGCUCUACACACUGGCGAAGAAACAGUGGGAGGCAGAAAUCAAAGCCAAUCAGAAAAACAAAGACUCAAACAAGAAGAGCGAGAGGAAGCCAAAAUUUCCCCAAAACAAAAACAAGAAGCACAUGGGAUUAUGAGAAUCGAAACUAUGAGAAGCUGGGCAGUCUCUGGAUCAGAGCUGAGGUGACUCAGAUUUGAUUCUUGGAAAAGAAGGAACACAAACAAGCGCCAUUCCAAGAUGUGAAAGACUUGUUUUUAUGCCUAUUUUCAGACUUGAUAGCCUUCAACCAGACUUAAAUGUGAGGUUAUUUUUUUCGUUGAACUCUCAGAUUAGUUCAGUUAAGUUUAAGCCCAGCCCAGUUCAGGUCAGGACAAUCCCAUCUUUUAUCAUCUAUACGGGGGGGUUUAAGCACCACUGAGGCAUUUCAUGGAGGCCUAGUCCACACAUAUAUGGGUUUUUGUUGAAAAUUGAGGCUUUUUUAUGUAUUUUGGUCUGUUGUAGACAUACAAACAGCGUUUUAGGUCACUGAAAACUCACCUGGAAAGUGAAGAGAGUUUGGGGCUUGUAACAUCACACUGUGUGCCGCUUUCAUCUUUGUGUAAUGCCACUGGUGUACAAGUUUAUCACUUUGAAGUCCAGUUAGCAACAGCAGAUGCCAAACUUGUGCUGGUGUUAUUGUUGCUAACUGGACUUUUUACAUGCCUAAGCUGAGGUCAGAUAACAUGUUUCCAGCACAAUUAUGGUCUCAUCUGACAGUUGUAGAGUUUCGGGUUGGCCCUGAGAAUCGGCCAUUACAAAAAUGAACAACAAGAUUGUUGCUCAUUUUAGGCUAAGGCUCCUUCAUACGUAUGUAUGAAAAUACAUUUGUGUGUUUUAAAUAUUAAAACCAUCGCUGCUCUCUUAAGUAGAGGUGAGCAUUAAAAAAAAAUCUCUAGAUGUUGCUGUCUCACAAGAUCAUUCUCAACUCAUCUGUUGCUGCUCCGUCCAUCCUCCUCUCGUCUGUCACGUGCCCAGGCGAGCUAACAUCUUAUUUAUGUCUGUCAACUUAAACAAGAUGUAGCAAUAGUUAAUCAGAAAGUUUAAAUAAAUGUCAACAUUUUGCUCUGGCUGAACUUUAGGCAACAUUUCUCCACACUGCCACCACAAUUGGUGGCGGUAUUGCAAUGUUUGGUCUGUAUCCAUAAGAAUACAGAUGGAUGAAAUCAACACAGAGUACAGACGAAAGCUCCACCCAUGUCCGUAUGCAUUUCAGAUGUAGAGCAUAAAUGAGCUUUUAGUAACUGCCAAUAGCAUGAGCAUCAAGCUAGCAUAUCACUUAUGCUAAUGUUUGGAUAGACAGAUAGAGUAUACUACAGUAAAUACAGUAUGUUUGGUCACAGUCUUCUUUCCAGGCAUCUCUAGGCCAGCCCCUCCUCCUUCCAAUGUCAUUUUAUCAAUCGCAAUGAUUGAUCACAUACUAUUGUGUAAUCUGUCAUGUCCUCACUACCUCACAACACUCUGAAGACAUAAACCUUGACACCAAUGUCACCGCUUUUGGAUGAGACUGAAUUCUUACACACUAUUUAAAUCAGUGUUUUAGUAUCGAUUUGUAUAACUUCGACAAUCCCCUCUCUCUCUUUCAGUGUGACAGCUUUUGGCCAAAAAUGCGACUACAGAGCUAAUUUUUUUUAAAGCUUCUGUAUUUUUUGAUACCGUUCAUCAUUAAAAUAUCAGAUUUUAAUGUUUCAGAACAUUGUUUAUCAAAAAGAAUCAAAGUAUUGAAUAUUUUGGCAUCCUGUGCCCAGUGUGAUUGGUAAAUCUGUGUGGGAAUCAGUAAUGAACUGAGAGGUUGCCAACUAAUUCUCAGAAGUUUCACAACCCCAGUAAAGACUCCCACAGUAUCCAGGAGUGCUCAGGCUGUGACUCACACAAAUGAAAGUGUGGGAGAGUAUCCUUUCAGCGAUUUCCUCUUUGAAUAUCUCCAGAUAUCAUUUCCAAAUAUGUAAUUCCCAGCUGUUAGCGGCAGGUGUUCAAAUCCUGAGCCAUCCAGUUUCCUCUAUGGAGAGCUCUUCAGAGCCCAAACUCAUUCGCCCACCAACACUCAGCUGCUUUGUUUCUGUCACUCUGGUCCCAGUUAUAUAUCAGCUGUUUGCUCAGAUCUCUGCUUUCCCAUGAUGUGGUUUGUGAUCAAAUGUUUCCUUGUUGCCUUAGGAUUUAAAUGUUUUGAAAAGUAUGAAUAAAACAGAAGAGAAAUUAUUUAUACAUCAGUCUAUCACAA